AGCCUGUUUCCUCCAGCAGGAGGGGCGCGGGGGGGUGGGGGGGGAGGCUGACAUCACCGGGAGCAGGCCUUUAAACCCCUCACCCAGCCAGCGCCCCAUCCUGUCUGUCCAAGUCCAGACAGAGCGGAGUCCUUCCUGCACCUCAGAGCCCUCUCUCCGCAAACAUGGCCAACAAGGGACCCUCCUAUGGCAUGAGCCGCGAGGUGCAAUCCAAGAUCGAGAAGAAGUACGACGAGGAGCUGGAGGAGCGGCUGGUGGAGUGGAUCGUGGUGCAGUGCGGUCCAGACGUGGGGCGCCCGGAUCGCGGCCGCCUGGGCUUCCAGGUCUGGCUGAAGAAUGGCGUGAUCCUGAGCAAGCUGGUGAACAGCCUCUACCCCGACGGCGCCAAGCCAGUGAGGGUGCCCGAGAACCCUCCCUCCAUGGUCUUUAAGCAGAUGGAGCAGGUGGCUCAGUUCCUGAAGGCAGCUGAGGACUAUGGCGUCACCAAGACGGACAUGUUCCAGACUGUGGACCUCUUUGAAGGCAAAGACUUGGCAGCCGUGCAGAGGACCCUGAUGGCCCUGGGCAGCCUGGCCGUGACCAAGAACGACGGGCACUACCGCGGAGAUCCCAACUGGUUUAUGAAGAAAGCCCAGGAGCACAAGCGGGAGUUCACAGAGGGCCAGCUGCAGGAGGGCAAGCACGUCAUUGGCCUGCAGAUGGGCAGCAACAGAGGGGCCUCCCAGGCCGGCAUGACAGGCUACGGGCGGCCUCGGCAGAUCAUCAGCUAGAGGGCCAGGCCAGCCCCCAGCCCGGCCUCCCCGCUCGUCGGCUGCAGCCUUCCCUCCUCGCCCACCUCCCACACCCGAGUUCCUUCGCCCCAGCCAGCUUCCGGGCUCCGAGCUCCAUCACUGAGCACAGGGGACUGCGCUUGGGCAACUCGCCCCACCCCCAGCCCGAUCCUUCCUCUGAAGCACUGCUCCCCGCCUUCCCCAGCUCCCCGCCUCCUCCCGUCUCCCCCAGCCUGGGCUGUGCAGGGGGCUGGGCUGGGACAAACCCACCGUCCUCCUAGCCUGCAGACGCCCAUUGAGGGAGACCCGGCCCAACCUCCCCCCCGCCCCCAAGUUUGCUGGAAUAUUUCGGGGGUUGAAAUUCAAGGUGAAAAUAUACAUCGAUCUUUUCUCAGGC
Molecule: messenger RNA, 1167 nt
Organism: Myotis myotis
Lineage: Eukaryota; Metazoa; Chordata; Mammalia; Chiroptera; Vespertilionidae
Gene: TAGLN
Product: transgelin
Exons: 5
Coding region: 165-770 (201 amino acids)
Molecular function (GO): protein binding
Source: RefSeq, a predicted model, not a curated record